Molecule: messenger RNA, 492 nt
Organism: Stereum hirsutum FP-91666 SS1
Lineage: Eukaryota; Fungi; Basidiomycota; Agaricomycetes; Russulales; Stereaceae
Exons: 4
Source: RefSeq, a predicted model, not a curated record
AUGUCGAACUGUCCAAUCUGCCUCGAUACCUACAAGUCUCCGGUUUCUUUACCCUGUGGACAUGUAUUCUGUCAGCAAUGCAUAGUGCUGACUGUGCAGAGCCCAAACGCUGCAUGCAGUACGCAUCGUAGCUGUCCCACCUGUCGAAGACCCUUCCCUAUCGCAUCCCUCGACCCUCAGUUUAUACCAGCGCACCUGCGCCCUUUCAUCCUCCCUGCUGUUCGCCGCCUCUACAUAGAUACGCCAGCACCAUCACCCACAACACCAACUCUCACACCGAUGGGAGAACUUGUUCGUCUUCGAGCUCAAAACGCUGCCCUCCUCUCUAGCUGUGCUGAGUGGCGUCAUCGGGCAGAAACAUACGCCGCCACACGAGUAGGAUUGGCUACAUUCGCCCGAAUCGCACGCAAUUACGCCUACGAGAUGCAUGCGAAGGAGAAGGAGACCAGAGAAAAGUACGAGAGUUUGAAGAGAAAAUACGAACCGGAUGAC